AUGGCCUUCUGCCUUCCCGCCCCUCACUCCGGGAAAAUAAGGGUCUACAGCAUGAGGUUUUGUCCUUAUGCUGAGAGGACGAGAUUAGUUCUGCAUCACAAGAACAUUGAACACGAGGUAGUGAACAUUGACCCGCUGCAGAAGCCAUCUUGGUUCUGGGACAGGAACCCGAACGGCUCUGUACCUAUCUUCGAACUGGACGACAAAGUGAUCUAUGAGUCCCUGAUCUGCUCUGACUACGUGGAUGAAGCGUACCCCAACAACAAACUGACCCCCUCAGACCCGUACAGGAGAGCCCAGGACAGGAUCAUUGUGGAACUGUUUUCAAAGGUAGGGACCUUCUUUUUCAAGAUAGCUUAUGGUAAAGAGGUCCCAAAGGAAGCUUUACGGGAUUCCAUGGGAUCUCUCGAUCUGAUUGAGAAAGCUCUUGCAAAAGAGGGGACCCCGUUCUUUGGUGGCAGCGCUGUCCAGAUGGUUGACCUAAUGCUGUGGCCCCACGCUGAAAGGUUUGAUGCCAUGACCCAGUUAGUGAAAGAAGCGAGUGUGCCAGCAGAUCGCUACCCGAAGUUUACCAAGUGGAUCAAAAACAUGGGGACGGUACCAGCUGUACAGAAAUGUCGCUGGGAUACACCGUCACAUGUCCUUUUCAUAGAAACAGUUAAAUCUGGAAAACCAGACUAUGACGUCGGACUUUGAAUUUGAAUCAGUAGUUUCACAGAACUGCCAAAUGACCACAUAAUAUAGCUGUUGUUCCUGCACAUAUGGACAUGCCUUUCUGGAGUGUGUAGC
Haliotis rubra (blacklip abalone) is the source of this 789-nucleotide messenger RNA. RefSeq names its product glutathione S-transferase omega-1-like. Gene Ontology annotation, biological process: glutathione metabolic process. The record is from RefSeq and is a predicted model, not a curated record. Gene Ontology annotation, molecular function: glutathione dehydrogenase (ascorbate) activity; glutathione transferase activity. NCBI's taxonomy places the organism in Eukaryota, Metazoa, Mollusca, Gastropoda, Lepetellida, Haliotidae. Gene Ontology annotation, cellular component: cytoplasm.